This is a messenger RNA of Scaptodrosophila lebanonensis, 762 nucleotides long. Its product is annotated as achaete-scute complex protein T5. Gene Ontology annotation, cellular component: RNA polymerase II transcription regulator complex. Bases 1 to 762 code for a protein of 253 amino acids. Gene Ontology annotation, biological process: positive regulation of transcription by RNA polymerase II. NCBI's taxonomy places the organism in Eukaryota, Metazoa, Arthropoda, Insecta, Diptera, Drosophilidae. The transcript has a single exon. Gene Ontology annotation, molecular function: DNA-binding transcription factor activity, RNA polymerase II-specific; protein dimerization activity; RNA polymerase II transcription regulatory region sequence-specific DNA binding. The record is from RefSeq and is a predicted model, not a curated record.
AUGGCAUUGGGUAGCGAAAACCAAAGCAUCUAUCAGUCGGAGCGACCUCGUCAUAUCGCACCUCUGCCCUACAGCAAACCCAGCACGAGCUACGAGUCACUUGGUCUGGGCUUGGGUCUGGGCCUGGGCCUGGGUCUGGGCAAUGGUGGCGCCUCAGUGGUGCGACGCAAUGCACGCGAGCGCAAUCGCGUUAAGCAGGUCAACAAUGGCUUCAGCAACCUACGGCAACAUAUACCCGUUGCUGUCAUUGCCGAUCUCAGCAAUGGACGACGCGGCAUCGGACCGGGCGCCAAUAAGAAGCUCAGUAAGGUGAACACCUUGCGCAUGGCCGUGGAGUACAUACGUCGGCUGCAGCGUCUGAUUGACGAGAGCGAUGGCAAGAGCAAGUCGCAGCACCAGCAGCAACAACACUCAGAUCAACAGUUGGGGCAACAGAUACAGUUGCAGCAGCAACAGCAGCAGCAAUUGCAACUGCACUUCCAGCAGCAGCAGCAACACCUCUUCGCCCUGCAACAGCAACUGCAGCUCAGCUCGCCGACGGGCUCCGUCAGCUCCAUGGGCAGCAAUAGCUCCAAUAGCUCCGACACUCACUCCUACUAUGGCCAGCAAUCUUCAGCGCAUUUGAACUCCGCUACAAAUGCCAGCUACUAUGGCCUGAAACAGGAGACCAGCUACGACGACUAUCCGAAUAAUUCAUGCAGCUCUGGUGGCGAGGAUGAGGAGAUACUCGACUACAUUUCACUCUGGCAGGAUGAUCUGUAA